Messenger RNA from Solanum lycopersicum (tomato), 2459 nucleotides. RefSeq lists its product as uncharacterized. The record is from RefSeq and is a predicted model, not a curated record. Lineage: Eukaryota; Viridiplantae; Streptophyta; Magnoliopsida; Solanales; Solanaceae.
AAACUAUACAAUGGUUUUUACCUACUUUUUCCCCACUCUCUCCAAUCCUCACUCUUAAUACUCAUUUGAAUUCAAUGAAUAUGUGAGAUAAUGAUCAAUGAAGUAAAGUAAUAGUUAUGGGAGAUAGGAGUUCAAAAUUACAAUAGAGAUGAGAAAUAUUAGUAUAUCUUUUUAGUUUACCUAGCAAUAAGAGUUAUUUGAGGUCUAUUCAGAUAUAUGAGAUAGUAUAUAUAUUUUAUAGAACAUUAAAUGCGUGCAAAAUCACUAUUAUGAAAAAUAACAUCAUGACUCGAUUCUAAGCAAAUUGAGUAAGAUAUGUGAAUCUUUAUGAAUCAUGUCAUUUUAUUUAAGUACUUCCAAGUUUCUUAUAUUUAUUCGCUGACAUUUAAAUCUCUAGCAAGACUCAAUAUUAUUAAAACCAAAAGACGUUCUUUUGUUAAUCUCUUUCUAGGUGCUUUCAUUCUUUAUUUUUUUACUUUUUUAGGGACUCAAACUCAUGACCUCACGCAGAGAGAUGGGAAGUGGUUACCAUUAGAGCAACCCUCUGGUCGAUUCUUUAGUUAAGAUUUACCUUAAAAAUAAAAGCUACUCUAAUUAAAUAAACACCCCAAAAUCAGCUUUAUUAGUUCUCUAAUUAAAAAAACUAAAGUUAAUGAGCGUGUCCACAUCUGCUAACUUAGAUUCCAUGGGUGUUUUAGUAAUAAACCUUUGUUGUUUUUUUUCUCUAUAACAUGUCUAUCAUCAUUCAAUAAGUUGAUGAUCAGCAAAAAGGCAAAAUCUUUUCUUACUUUUUAGUCCUUUUCUUUAAUAAUUGUUGGUUUGAAUUUGUUUUCUUGCUUUCACUAUAGUUUCACUAAAGAAAACUACCUGUCUCCAUCUGUUUUUUUUUCCUCUCUGAACCAAUUCUUCAUUCAAAGCAAAGAUCUUGAGGUGAAAGAUUGGAUUUUUAUUUUGUGUCUUUAGUUUCUUGAUUUUGGUUCAAAUUGAUGUAAAAAUGAAAUCUUUGAGGUGAAAGAUUGGAUUUUUAUUGUGUCUUUUUAAUUUCUUGAUUUUUUGUUCAAAUAGAUAUAAAGAUUGGGUUUUUAUUUUUGUGUCUUUUUAAGUUUUCUUGAUUUUGGUUCAAAUAGAUGUAAAAAGAUGAAAUCUUUGAGGUGAAAGAUUGGAUUUUUACUUUUUGUUUCUUGAUUUUGGUUCAAAUAGAUGUAAAGAUGAAAUCUUUAAGCUCAGUGGGACUUGCUUUAAGUGUGGUAUUUGGUUGUCUUUUGUUAGCUCUUAUUGCUGAGCUUUACUACUUGUUAUGGUGGAAAAAUAGGAUUCUUAAAACAAAUCUUGAAGAUGGUUAUAGCAAUAGUAGCAAAGCAAGAGAGUUUUGUUUUAUGUUUUGUGGUAAACCUUCAACAACUUCUCUGACUCCUCCCUCCAAUGCUUUAAAAUCCCAAGAAAUUUGUUCAUCUGAUACACAAUUAGUCCAUGAACCAACACAACUUCAACUUGGGUCAAAUGUGGAUUCAAGUAGUGAUUUUUGGUUCAAACCCUUUGGAGAUGACACAAUGGAUGAUGAGUUUAUGGGACUUUGUGGACCACCAAGAUUUUUAUUUACUAUCAAAGAGGAAACUAAAGAGGAUUUAGAGUCUGAAGAUGGUAAAUCCAAGAGUAGAAAAGGAUCAAGAACUAGAAGUUUGAGUGAUUUAUGUCUAAAUGUUGAAACUCCUUUUUUAACACCACUUGCUUCACCUUCUUGUUUUACUCCACCUUUAAGCCCUAUUGUUAUGUCGAAAAAUGGUUUUAGUUUCAACCCUUUUCUUGAAUCAGCAAGUGAUGCUGAGUUUAAUAAGUUUAUAAGGUCUAAUUCUUCACCACCACCAACAUUUCAAUUCUUGAGAGAUGCAGAAGACAAGUUUUGUAGAAGAUUUGAUCAAAAUCUUGAAGUUUCAUCAAGUUCAAAGCUGUCUAAAGAUCAUGAGGAGAAUAGUGGACCAUUCAUUACACUCAUUUUCCCUAAGAACAGAGAGGUACAACUUGAUCAACAUCAUGUACAACACUCAUCAAGCUCUUCACAAGUACUACCUUUAGCUUCUUCACCUCCAAUCCAACAGGUGAACCAACAAGAGUAAAAUUUUGUUUCAUCCCCCCACCCCCAACCCCCACCAACCAACCCAUCCAUUUGAUUGUACUAAAGAGAAUGACUCACUUUUCUUUGUUUUAUUAGUAUAUGAGUUUAUUUUGCUUGCAUCAUCUUGGUGAUUUAAGAGGUGAAGUUAAUGACUAAAAGCCUAGUCAUAGUGCAAUAUUAGUGGAAUUUCUUGCAUGAUAUCUAUACAGAGUUACAAAGUGUUAGCAUAACAAGUGAUGAGUCAUAAUCUGAUACUUAAAAGUUGACCAUUUUUUUAUUUGUAUUUUAGACUAUGAGUGAAGUUCUGUUAUCAUACUUGAAUGAAGUUAAGUUAAAGGAAAGCUAA